GUUCAGCCCUCACUACGCCAACAGCUGGACCCUACGUAGUACCCCGUGGUCUGACGGCUGAAAUAGACGCCCCGCGUGGCCGCCAUUCAUUGGCUUGGUGUGAGUUGGCCGCGAAGGGAGCAACCUUGUUAGCAACUGGACUCAAAGGGCCCUACUUUUGUCUUUGGAUAUUUUCCUUACUAUACCCCGUAAUAUCAAACAAGAAUUCAAAUUCCCGGGAUGGAGACAGCAUUUUCUUGAUAGGGCAAUGACGGAAGCAAGAGUUGAUCCGAGAGCGACCUGGAUAAGGGCUGCAACCCUUAUCUACCACCAACCCUGAUGUCAUCUACUCAACCUCUGAAAGAACAGUCUACAGAUGAUCCUUUUAACACAAUGAUCUGAUUUUUGCUUUCUAAGUCAUUUCUCCUGUAUAUAAAGCAUUUACAGCAACAUGAUGAGCUGAGAAUUUAACCGAGAGGGUGCAGACCGUCAUGCUAGCGUCAUGGCACAUCGACUGCGCUGGGCAUCAUCAUAUUCACGUCAUGGAACUGGAUAACGAAAAGCGAAGUCACUGGCCGAAGACAAGAUCAGCAUCAUACAAUUCAUAGAUAUAUACGGGCAUGUCAUUUCGUUCUCUUGCCAACAUCAUUCCGCGUCAAGGUCCCCAGCUAUACUCCAGAAACCUAUCCACACGAACAAUCCUCACCAUGAAGAUCGCAAUUACCGGUGCUCGCGGCACUGUCGGACGGGCCGUAGUGAAGGCUGCAUCGGAAGCUGGUCAUGCAACGGUCCAGGUCGACCGUACUGACACCGAAUAUGACGGGACACCGAAUUCAGAGAUGAAAACCGCGGACACUGCGAAUGACUACAAGGCCACGCUCGAGGCCUUCCGCGGCUGCGACGCCGUCAUCCAUCUAGCUGCCAUUCCGAACCCUCUAGACAAAGGCGAUGAUCUGGUACACAAUAACAAUGUGAACUCGGCAUUCAACGGGUUUCGAGCUGCCGCAGAGCUCGGCAUCAAGAAGUUCUGCUAUGCUUCGUCGGUGAAUGCUAUCGGCCUCGAAUAUGCCAGCCGACCGUUGAAGUUCGACUACUUCCCCAUCGACGAAGAAGCGCCGGAACGGCCGACAGACGCAUAUGCCCUGGCGAAAGACGAGGCAGAGAUGCAGGGGAAGGCCUUCGCGCGGUGGUAUCCCGGAAUGAACAUCGCGUGUAUGCGCAUCCAUGCGGUCGCAUCGCGCUCAGAGACGCAAAAAGGACACGCGGAGAAUUGGGAUAGCUCCGCAGUGAAGAGUUUGUGGGGGUGGGUUAGUGCUCAGGCGACGGCGAGAGCAUGCUUGUUGGCAGUAGAAAAGGGCGAGGGAUUGAACGGAUGCGAGGUUUUUAAUAUUGUGGCCCCUACAACGACUCAGGAUACGCCAUCCCAGGAGCUUGCGAAGAAGUAUUAUCCAGAUGCGGAGAUUCGUGGUGACCUGUCGAGUAAUCAGUCGUUCUUCACAACAGAGAAGGCAAAGAGAAUUCUGGGAUGGGUCCAUGAGGAGAAAGAGUAAUUAUGUCACGCCGCAAACUGUCAUCCAGAACCACAUUCUAAGUUCAUACAUAAUUAAACAGGAAGCCUGGAUCAAGAUCUUCCGUACUAUGAUAGUCCACUGCCGUAUGCAGCAUGUACACG
Messenger RNA from Aspergillus pseudotamarii, 1651 nucleotides. Its product is annotated as NAD-dependent epimerase/dehydratase family protein. The record is from RefSeq and is a predicted model, not a curated record. NCBI's taxonomy places the organism in Eukaryota, Fungi, Ascomycota, Eurotiomycetes, Eurotiales, Aspergillaceae. The coding region runs from base 600 to 1529 and encodes 309 amino acids. The transcript has a single exon.